Dunckerocampus dactyliophorus (ringed pipefish) is the source of this 5512-nucleotide messenger RNA. RefSeq names its product F-box and WD repeat domain containing 4 (gene fbxw4). Bases 131 to 1240 code for a protein of 369 amino acids. Lineage: Eukaryota; Metazoa; Chordata; Actinopteri; Syngnathiformes; Syngnathidae. The record is from RefSeq and is a predicted model, not a curated record. Gene Ontology annotation, cellular component: SCF ubiquitin ligase complex. The transcript is spliced from 8 exons. Gene Ontology annotation, molecular function: protein binding. Gene Ontology annotation, biological process: SCF-dependent proteasomal ubiquitin-dependent protein catabolic process.
GUGACGUCAUAGAACUACUAGUUCGAGACGACUUCGCCUACAUUUUCUCUCCUCCUGGUGAUACCAUCUAAUUGAACUGAUUAACCUGCUUAAGAAAGUCUUCGAUGUUCUUUGUGCUGUUUUUAAAAGCAUGUUUUUGUGGCACCUGCCUGACGAUGUCCUCUAUCACAUCUUGUCUUAUUUGGACCGGAAAACACUUAGUCGUCUUUCUCAGGUGUCCAAAGCUAUUUUUCAUGUUGUCAGCCGUGACAUAGUGUGGAAGAGGAUGGCUAAAGACAUGUUAAACACCGGAAUCACUCCAAAUGGAACUGACCUUUAUCCUCACAUCUUGCUGAAGGAGAGAGUCAAGCGUUCUCUAAACUGGUGUGCCGGUGUCUGUAAAAGGGAUACUCCUCUGAAAUGGAAGACAAAGUUGCUGCCAUGGUUGCAGCUGGAUGGGGACACGCUAUAUUUGUCUCAGGCUGCAGACAUCCGAGCCUACCGUCUGCAGCAGAACUGCAGGAGGAUCCAGCGUAAACCUGUUCAGAUAUACUCUGGCCACCAAGCGGAUGUCUGCAGAUUUGUUUUGACUGACUCUCAUCUGAUCAGUGGUGGAAGUGAUGGGAAGAUUCUGGUCCACAGUAGGAGGAGUCACACAUCAAUGCAGUUAUCAGGUCAUAAUCAGGAAAUCAACUGUAUUGACUCAAAAGAUGGACUCAUCGUCAGUGGAUCUAGAGAUCAAACUACCCAGAUAUGGUCAUUGGCUUCUUGCUGCCCGAAAGGCGUAAUUCCCUUGUAUGACAGAGUCUGGUCUGUAGCAAUUAAUCCUGCACUCAGCUCAUUUGUAACUGGCACUGCAUGCUGCGAGAACUCCACCCCUCUUCUCGUCUGGGAUGUUGAACGCCAUUCAGAGGUGGACUUGCUGGUGUGUUUUGGAUCAUUGUCCUGCUGCAGAACCCAAGUUGGUUUCAGCUUGAGGUCACCAACAGAUGGCCGGACAUUCUCCUUCAAGAUUUGUUUGUCGACAGCAGAAUUCAUGGUUCCAUUUGUCACAGCAAGUCUUCCAGGUCCUGAAGUACCAAAACAGCCCCAGACCAUCACACUACCACCACAAUAUUUUACUGUUGGUUGGAGUGCGUGUGCUCUCUGGGUUCAGAGUUCCGCAGAGGGGCAGGUGUGCUGGAUAUGGUGUUUGAGACGCCUUUUCACCUCCUCACCUGUGGCUAUGACACUUUUAUUCGACUUUGGGACCUUCGCCUAAGUCCACAGUGAGUUCAAAUUGGAAUUGGAAAGAGUGGAAUCUUACACUGUAGGGCAAAAACAAACGCAAUGAAACAAUGAACAUAUUUUUUCUCUUUAAAUUUGGGACCAUGUGUGCUGUUGAAAAAUAAGCCACAGGAUUUUUGUGAGCGUUUUAUGAUUUAGGCCAGAAAAACUACACCGAACCAUGACUUCAUCCAUCAACACUGUUUCUCAGUGCAUUAAUGACAUGGAAAAGAAUGUGAAUUUGACACCGGCUUGGCACAUCCUGGUGCACAGGGGUUUGCCCCCUUCCUGAUUUAUUUAUUUCUUGCAUGUUUGUCACACUUAAAUGUUUCAGAUCAUCAAACAAAUGUAAAUAUUAGUCAGUGACAACACAACUGAACACAAAAUGCAGUUUUUAAAUGAAACUUAAACUUAAUGAAAGAAAAAAAUAUCCAAACCUACAUGUUCCUGUGUGAAAAAGUGAUUGCCCCCUAAACCUAAUAACUGGUUGGGCCACCCAGUUGGGCUUUGGAUUUUUUUUUCUCCCUUUAUAAUAUUAAAGUAAAAUUGCACUUUUUGGCUCAUCAUUAACAAUCCUUAUGUGAGACAUAAAAACAUAUGUCUUUCUCUUUUCUGUGCGUUCUAAAGAUAUCAAGACAGCUAAGAAGACGCAGCUAAGAAUGCACUUACUCCGCCUAUAACGCCUUCUGAAAAAAAAGCCAACAACGCUCCAUUUACAUAUGAUGUGACAUACCUAUUAACCAAGCUACAGCGACAUUGUUAUUAUUAUUGUUAACAUUGUUACACAGAAGAACUACUUUACUGGCGUAGUGGCACCUUGCCACACCGCAUCAGCCAGCUCCUUGCCGGGUAGCUACUAGCUUCAUCACACACUCGCUCAGAGCACCGCGCUCCCAAUACCUCAGGCCACUACUGAAAGCUAACGCUAUAUAUUGGAGCUGCCGCCACUGCUGCUGUGCUUUUGUUUUUAAAUUUGGAAAAGUUAACGGUAGGUGUAGCCAUUGUUUCUAUGUUGCUAUGUGAAAUCACUGCGCCCAGGAAGGAAGUUCCGGCAAGGCUUAAAAUGACCAAAACACGGCAGAAUACUGUAACACACAGAAAAGAGAAAGAUGUGUGUUCAUGUCUUCAAAAGGAUUUUGGAUGAUGGCCAAAAUUCCCCCCAAAAAGUGCAGUUUUCCUUUAAGGAGGACAUGUUCUUCUGUAAAGAUUACCUUUUUCCCCCAAAAAAAUCUAUUAUAUCAUCAUAUAAUAACUAGGGAUGUCCAAUAUUGGCUUUUUUGCCAAUAUCCGAUAUGUCGAUAUUGUCCAACUCUCAAUUUGCGAUUCCGAUAUCAACCGAUACUGAUAUGUGUAACAUCGCAUACCUUUUUCUUGAGUAAAAUUGUUCUAAAGUAACAAUACUCAAUACAAUACUGUUUUGUUGGCUGCUCCAUCCAUCUCUGAGUAGGUAAUUAAUGUAUUCCAAAUUUGAUAUAAGAAUAUUGUUUUUCUUGUGCCUUGAUUUGUUAUUUUUGGAAAGAUUUACCUUAUUUUUAGUUAAAGGGGUAUCAUUUAAAAUACAUACAUGUGCUGAUUAUUAUUUUGACUGAUAACUUUCAUGUUAUUAUUUUAUAUUCUCAUUUUAUUGCAUUAAAACUGCUAUACAUGUAUAUACUGUGUAUGGUUUUUCAGCACUACUUUGUGCUCUGUAGCUGAUGUAAUGUGAAUUACUGUGUCGGAUCAAUACAGUUCUUAUCUUAGCCAUCUGAGAAGAUCAAAUACAUGUACAUUGUUUUUGGUGCCUAACUGUUUCCCAAGUAUAUUAGUGCGUGUGUGAAUGCAUAAACGAGAGUCAUGAACUUACAUUUCUUUGUAGAAAGGCGCUUUAUGAACGUAAGUACAUUUAUAUGUAUUCACUUACAGCGCAGCCUUGCCACGUUCAAUGUGGUGGUGAUGCUGAUGUACGGCUCAGUGGAGCGUCGUCUACGUAUAUGGUUUUGACAGCAGAGCUUCCUGUUUUCUUGUUGUUGUAAAUAGCUGCUAAGUUACAUGUUUAGAGCUCACAUAGUUGUCGGUUAGUCUGCAUUAUUUGUUGGUAAUGUCUUGUCUAUUUUUAUCUACCUAUUACGUUGCUGUGUGAUGGUUUUUUUUUUAGCUCUUUCUUUAUGAAACACCAUGAGAGUAGUGUGUGGAAUGGUAACCCCCCCCCGCCUCCCUGCGAUUUGUACGGCGCUGGUAAGUUCAAGAGUUCCUUUAUUCUCACAGACUUGUGAGCAGCACAGUGUUAACUUCAUGAUGCAAGUUCAGCAGUGUUGCAAAUUUGCCACCUCGGUGCUUAAAACUCUAUCAGCUUUUGUUGUAAGGGAAAAUAACUGAUCCCGAUGUUGGCCGAUAUGACGUUUUUAUGCCAGUAUCGGCUCGAUAAUUAUCGGUGGCCGUUAAUAUCUGACAUCCCUAAAAUAUAUCAAACAGGUAAAAAAUAAUUCGGAGCAAUAUGUUUUAUUGUGUACAUAUUGUGGUUUAUGUUCUUUAAGUGUGCAGGAGUGGGGCGACAUGGCAUCAGGUCGAAUGUCUGAAGGGGUACGGGACUGUGAAAAGUUUGGGAACCACUGUGCUUCCGGGAAGUCUAGAUGAAUACAUGUACUGAUCUAAGAUGCCAGGGUCUGUAACUGCACUGGGGAGGGUGUCAUUGUUGUUUGUUUGUUAUAUUUUGGGGUGAGAGGAUUCAGUCAAGGAAAACAAAUCAGAUCUGAUCAGCAGAAGACACUGGGGACUUGGAUAGUGGCAAGGUUGGGGUGAAAUUUGCUGGAGGGGUCCCUCUUUAGAUAUGAAAAAUUAAUCACUCAAACCUAAGCAUCCUCCGGAGGCCCUUAGGGUCAUCCUGGAAGUUCAGCUCGUCUGGAAAUUCAGGCAAGCAUCAAAUAGAGAAAAGGAAAAGACAGACAAAUACAACCAUGUAGUUUAUAACGCCAAUAAAUUGUUAAGGUAGGUGUUUAACUUUCCAACUUAACUCAUUCAAUGCCAGCCAUUUUUCAAAAGACAACCCCUUCAGUAGCGGCUAUUUUAGACGAUUUAUACUGAUCUUUCAAGGCACACAGAAUCUUGUGUUCUAUGGCUAUAUGAGCACAGAACCUACCAAAAGAAAGCUUAGACUUCCGUCUUUAAUCUGAAAAAAAGUUAGUUUCUACCUUCUUCCUUUCUUUAGUAAUCAACAGUAGAGCACAGGUAAGUUCCAGGAAAAUAUCAGUUCCUGACUAAAAAAGGGUGAAAACCAGCUCAGGUUUUUUGUGAAAAGACCACUUUGACACAAUUUUUUGGCUUUUGUGAGAGCUCAAAUAUCUAAACAACUAUACCACAACAUAAACAACACAAACACCUUGAACUAUGUACAAUUUUCACAUUUGGAACUGAACUGAACUGUGUGUGCGCGUGUGUAUGUGUUAAAAUUUCCCUACAAUGCGUAACCUUCUGCACGCUACACUCCUCCAUGUUCUUCCACUUCCCCCUGGCUGUCAGAUAUUUUUUUUCCAUUCACAUGCCGAGCUUGUGGCCCUUUUUAUGGCUUCAAACUGAUCUAAAAGUGACAUCCAUUAGUGGCGACCUCACCCCUUGUUACCUCUCGCACAAAAAGACGUAUAAAUACCUCAUCAGGAUCGGGCGUUCGGGUUUAUAAAAACGCAUAAAUACGUCUUUGACAUUGAAUGAGUUGAGUCAUAGCUGUGACCUUUCCAUGUUUAUGUUCAUCUUAACAAUACAAUCAAUUAUAUAUUGGCCCAUUCUGUUCUCACAUUGCUAUCUGUCCACACUGAUUACUCACUAAGUGUCGUGUUGUGCGUGCAUGCGUGGGUAGAUGCCUGCCCAUCAUCUGUCCCUGGAGCUCCUCUAUCUCUUAUUGAUGAGGCUGCGUAAUGGAGGAUCAAUGCCAAUUGAUAAAAAAGACUUGCUUCUACCAUUCUUCACCAGCCAAAAAAAUCUAGCCAGAAACAGAUGGAGCUGUGAUACUGGAUCACUGCACGUCUUUGAUUUAAGGUUUUCAAAUCAAAGAUUUGUUUUACAAUUCAAUCAUAUUUGAAAUAAAGGACUUCACAGGAAAAGUAAGAGAUAGCUUGAACGUUGUAUGUCACUUUUUUUCCCAACAGGAAGUAUGUCAUGGAGUGGGAGGAACCUCACGACAGUGCCUUAUACUGCAUCCAGACAGACGGAAAUCACAUGAUAGCCAGUGGCUCCUCCUACUAUGGUGUCGUUCGACUCUGGGACAAAAGAAGGACUGAAUGCUUACAGGUGUGUC